CGCUUAUGGAGAAAAGUCUGUCUCGACCAUCACGCUCAAAGACGUCGACAUUCCUUAGUGAGACACAAGCAUCUGCGGGUGACGCGCAGCCGACAAGACAGCGGCGAUUUCCAAAGCUUUGGUUCGUGGACAAUCGACAGGCGCGCCUCUCGGCUUCUCGUUUCCUUCGUUGCAUGCGUUUUCGAGCGCCCUCGACUUUUCUGGCUUUCCCGACGCGCAACCUCCUCUUCAUCUUCGUCUCCUUCUGACAUAUUUCUCCAGGCCGCAUGUUUGAGCGUGGAUGGAGAAGCGCUUCAGUCUUUCUGACGCGACUUUCUUCUGGACGAACAGAGGCUGACGCGCCUCCUGGACGCGGGGGAAGAAGGAUGGACGCGCCUCCUCCUCCCCCUCUGGCGGAAAACACCAGCUGAGUUGCGAGACGCAGGACUCUCUCUCCCGUCUCGUCGUCUGUCUCUCUCGUCUUCUUUUCAGUGGAGGAUGGAGCUGUGUUUUGACGCGUUCUUGCCUUCUUCUCUCUGAGAAAGGAUGGCGCUUAUCAACGAGUUCCUUCUCGCCAGUCUCCUUCCCUCUCCAAUGUCUCCGCUACCGCGAGAAGGUCUAAGGCGCGUCUUCUUUCAGACGCGCUCAGCAUUUUCUCUAGGCAUUGGUCUCCCUGGGGGGAAGACGCAAUACCUGCGUCUCCAGACGCUGUCGCCUUCCCGCAGAGACCUGCCUCUUUCUUCUCGCUGGCGGCCGCAUGCAGAGGCGCCCGGCAGCCUCCGCAGGCACUGGCUGUGUAAGUCGAGCAGAGGAACAGCUUCGUCGCACUGCUCCAUCUUCCUUUCCGAACUGGCGAUUCCUCGCAGGAAAAACUCUCUCGUCGUCGAUCUGCCUCCCUCUUGGCGAGGUGCAGCCGGAGAAAAACAUCACGGAGAAUGCUGGAAACGGACUCUCAAAACACUCAGCUGUGAAGGUCAAACGAGACUUCUUUCAGCUGUGUCUCCGUCCUUUUCUUCGUCUUCUUCUCUGGAUCUGAAAUCGCCGUCUGCCUUCUCUGCUUCGUCUGCGUCAUCUGCUGUCUCUCCGGGUUCACUUCUUUCGACGCGAAGAAGACAGUGUUUGACACCAGCGCGUCCGCGCUUCCGGUCUUUCUCGACUGCAGAGAAACCGAAGGUCUCCUCUGCUUCUUCUCCGGAAAAGGCAGAGAACUGGAUCUCUGCCUUCCUUUGCUCUGCCGAAGAACUCGCACUCUCUCCCCGCAAGAAAAAGAAGCCGAACGACCCUCCGUCGACCUCGUCCUCUCCCGCGUCUUCACCUUCUUCUUCGCCUUCGUUAUCUCCCGCGUCUUCACCUUCUUCUUCGCCUUCGUUAUCUCCCGCGUCUUCACCUUCUUCUUCGCCUUCGUUAUCUCCCGCGUCUUCUGGCCGAGGUCUGUUGCCUCUGUUUCGACGCGUGAGUCGAUUGCCGUUGGAGGCCUCUUUGUUACGCAAUCUGAAGACUUUGGGGGUAUCGCAUCUGACGCAGAUCCAAGACGCCUGCUUCCUGCCUAUUCUCCUCGGCAAAGAUGUUGUGGGCGCCGCCAAGCCAGGCACUGGAAAGACGCUCGCGUACCUUCUGCCUCUUCUCCAGCGCUCUCUGAACGCGUCGCCGGCCGCGUCUGAGGACUGUGGAGACGACGCUCGAAACGGGGAGGAGGCCGGAGGUACGAGCAGACGCGAGGCCGCCAGGGAGAACGCGAGGCGCGAAGCUCCCUCCAGAGACGCAUGGGGGCCGUCGAUCUUGAUUCUCGUUCCGACGCGGGAGUUGUGCAGACAAGUCGCGGCCACUGUGUCGGCGCUCGCGCCUUCGCUCUCCAUGGCAGUUCUCGAUGCCUCCUGGGCGUCGGUGCAUGCGCAGGAGCGUUUGCUGGACUCUUUUGCCCAAGGACGAGGAAGGCCGCUCGACCUGGUCGUUGGGGCUCCCGAGAGGUGCGAGAAACUCUUUCUGUCCGGUCACCUGCGCCUGGGAGGCCUGAAGGCCUGCGUCAUUGACGAGGCAGACGCGCUUCUCCGGCGCGGCUACGCCGACCGAGUCGAGACGCUUUUCUGCCUUCGCUCUGCCGUCAGGAGAGAUGGCGAGAAGGACGGAGACGCGGGUGACGGAACACCCAAGAGGACCCGGGAGGGAAGAGACUUCCCUCGCCACAGAGUCCAGACGCUCGUCUUCACGGCGGCCAUGCCCACAGAGCUCCAAGCGAUCGUCGACAGUCACUUCAAGCAAGCAACCGUCGUCAAUCUCCUCAAAAAAACGAGUCUUCGAACGCCAAGCGAGUUGGCGGCAUCGGCUUCUCCACUCUUCUCGUCGCGCGUCGCGGGAGAAUCGCUGGAGCCUGCAGACGCCUCUGCGUCUUCCACGAGUCUCUGCAGCGACACAGUUCGACACUUGAAGUGCAGGAUUCCUCGCGGUCCGGAUUCUGAAGUUCGCAUGCAGACGCUCCUCUACUUGCUCGCCAAGGCGCUGCCGGCGGCGACCCACCGGCAGCGCGCGUCAGAGGCGGCAGCCUCGGAGUCUCGCCGCGAACAAGGAAACGUUGAAAAAAAGCUCGGCGAUACGAGAGGACCGGAGGAAGGACGAGCGAGAGAGGAAAUGCAUCCGCGGGUGGCGAGCGAGCUUCUGGUCGCCGAAGAAGACACACACAAAUGCAUCGUCUUCGUCGAAACUCAACAAGAAGUUGAACAACUCGCGCAGCACCCGUUUCUCCAGUCCUGGCGAGUCGCUCCGCUGCAUGCAGGCCUCGAACAGGAACAAAGAGACACCAACCUCAGUCGCUUCCGCAGUGGAGAGGCUCCCGUCCUGAUUGCAACGGACGUCGUCGCGCGAGGUCUCGACGUCCCCGCAGUGACUCUCGUCGUCCACCUCCACCCACCAGUCAAUCCGAGCACCUACAUCCACCGGUCUGGACGGGCAGGCCGAGGCGGACAUGUUGGAGACAGCGUUGUCUUGUACAGUUCGAGCGAGAGAGGGAAACUGGCGGAAAUCGUUCAGCAAACGCGGACGCGCUUCCUAAACCUCCCUCCGCCCACCCAGGCUCAGCAACAGGAAACGGCUAUUGCAAGGACGCUCUACGAACUGCUGGAGGUGAAGGAGGAGCAUUUUCGACCGUUGCUUGCUCGAGCAGAGUCUCUUCUCCAGACGCAUGGACCCUCUGUGUUUGCGGCUGCCCUCGCCUUCCUGCAAGGCAGGCAUCGUCUGCCGAGGUUUUCGGGAGCGCGAGCGGAGCUUUCGGACUCUGAAGAGUUUUCUUCUCGCUCUCUGCUUUCUGGGCGCAAAGGCUUUGCUGCAGUUCUCGUCUACGACCCCACUCACCAGGAGUUGGACAGCCCGGCGGCGGCAGCUCGCUAUCUCCGGACGCGUCUCCCUGAGUCUGCAAGACACGAUGCAGUAGGUCUGGUGUGCAAAAGCGUUAACGGCUACGUAGGCGACGUCGCGGUUGUCUACGCAAAUAAGCUCGUCGACGCCAGCGACGUUUUUUCGGCGGAGCGGCCGACAGAAGAGUCCUGGACUGGGCCGCCGGUGUAUCCACUCGAGGAACUCCCCAGGCUCGUGCUCUCGGAGGCGGCGAAGCACUUGGGGAGACGCAGACGCCGCGUUCAGCUGCCUUGGGCGAAAAUGAAACAGCAAGGUUCCGGCGCUUCGGCGAUUGUUCUGGGCGGACGGCGAAAGGGAGAAGUCCUCAAGACAGUUGCAGACAUCAAGCAACACCAGCGAGGCAUCGCGACACUCUGACUGGAGAAAUCAUCGCCUUCCUCUGCAUACAGGAAGCUGGAGAGAAAAAAGGAGGAAAACCGAAGAGAAAAACGCUGCAGCAGGGCCAGGAGGGAAGGUGAGGCAGCAGGAGCGCGACAGAGAGUUGGAGCGCGUUAGACGCUCUUUGCUUCCGCAUCUGUGUUUUCUGCAAGAAGAAACCUAUGAUGGUGAAAUGGUGGUGGAUCGGAAAAGAGAUAGGAGCUUCACACCUGAAAUCGUGAGAAGACACACGUCAGAAGGCUCUCGGAAAAUGCAAAAGAAAGUCAGGAAAACACGGAGAAAACGCGAAAAAGAUUUCCUUCUGCCCUCAAACAGCUGGUCGCCCUGGGCAGGCGACCCGCUAGAACUGGACUGGGCGGGGUCCCUAGUAUCUGUCUUGUUAAAAAAGUCCAGGUCACCGGAUUUCCGUUAGCUUGCUCUCAGUGUCGCGAGUUUGUCUCUCUUCAGUCACAGCUGUUGCAGUGGAGACGCGUCUCAAUACGAGCCUUCUGCUCUAACCAAAAAGUAGUCUUGUUCGUAAAGUACGCCUAGAACGUCACCGACGUGGAGUAACCUUGAUGUCGUAGAAUGUCGGCAUCCGCC
Molecule: messenger RNA, 4347 nt
Organism: Toxoplasma gondii ME49
Lineage: Eukaryota; Apicomplexa; Conoidasida; Eucoccidiorida; Sarcocystidae
Product: DEAD/DEAH box helicase domain-containing protein
Exons: 10
Coding region: 526-3744 (1072 amino acids)
Molecular function (GO): RNA helicase activity; ATP binding; RNA binding
Source: RefSeq, a predicted model, not a curated record